UGCAGUGGCAGCGGCGACUGCUGGAAGCUCUUAAGUGGCCCAGGUACUGCUGCCUCUGACACUCGGGAAUAAGGCGCUCAUUUGGCUGCUGGCCGGCUGAUCAUCCUUCGCUCCAGGCUCUCAGCAGAGGCAACAGUCUUCUGUCCGAUUUGGGCACGUGAGUGCUGCAAACCCAGACAGUGAGCAGGUAUGAAGAGCCCUCACAAAAAAGCUGCUGCAAAAGAGCAAAUGGGAGAAGCCGUAGGUCACCACGUUGGCUCUACCCCCAUCAAGAAGAAAAAAGCUUCUCAGAAGAGGCAGAGGAGCAGAUCUUCAUCCCGGCCCCGAAGGAACAUCGUGGGCUGCAGAAUUUCUCACGGGUGGAAGGAAGGAGACGAGCCAAUCACACAGUGGAAAGGAACUGUGCUGGAUCAGGUGCCUAUAAACCCCUCUCUCUACCUGGUGAAAUAUGAUGGGAUUGACUGUGUCUAUGGACUGGAACUUCACAGAGAUGAAAGGAUUUUAAAGCUUAAAAUCCUUCCUGAUAAGGUGUCCUUUUCUCGAGUCAGCGAUGUGCGCCUUGCUAAUACCAUAAUUGGCAAAGCAGUGGAACACAUGUUUGAGGGUGAGCGUGGCUGUAAGGAGGAAUGGAGGGGCAUGGUUCUGGCUCAAGCGCCUAUCAUGAACGCCUGGUUUUACAUUACUUAUGAGAAAGAUCCGGUGCUGUACAUGUACCAGCUUCUGGAUGAUUAUAAAGAGGGCGACCUCCGUAUCAUGCCAGAGUCCAAUGCAUCUCCUCCAGCAGACAGGGAGCCAGAAGGAGUUGUAGAUGGCCUGAUAGGUAAACAUGUGGAAUACACCAAAGAAGAUGGCUCCAAGAGGACAGGCAAGGUCAUUCACCAAGUUAAAGCCAAGCCCUCUGUGUACUUCAUCAAGUUUGACGAUGAUUUCCAUAUCUAUGUCUAUGACUUGGUGAAAAAGAACUCUUAGGGUCAAAUUUACUUAGCGUGGGGGAAGCAAAGGUGUAUGUUGUAGAUGCGCAAAAAAAUUAAUUUUUCAAUGUAUUAAAAGCCUGAGAGUUUCUGAUAACCCAGAAUCUUUGCCAGUAUUGCUGUUGUUUUUGUUCUGCAAACUACCAAUCUGUGGACAUGACCUGUUAAAUGUAAAAACGAUGUCUUGUGUAAGAGAUGAGUAUGUUUGAUGGAUGGGAUAUGAAGGAACAGCUGUCAAUCUAACCUGUGAAUAAA
Apodemus sylvaticus (European woodmouse) is the source of this 1226-nucleotide messenger RNA. RefSeq names its product spindlin-2C. Bases 190 to 969 code for a protein of 259 amino acids. The transcript has 3 exons. The record is from RefSeq and is a predicted model, not a curated record. Gene Ontology annotation, cellular component: cytosol; nucleoplasm. NCBI's taxonomy places the organism in Eukaryota, Metazoa, Chordata, Mammalia, Rodentia, Muridae. Gene Ontology annotation, biological process: gamete generation; regulation of DNA-templated transcription.